AUGCAGUCGCGGGAGGAGCGGCAGGCGUGGAUCGACGCCAAGGUCCUCGAGCGCGGCCGACAAAAGGCCAAGGAGGCCCAGAUCGCAGCGGACGCGCUUGAAGUCACCAAAGACAAGCUCUGGAGUCCGUUCGCCUCGGCGUGUUUGCUCCACAAUGAGCUCAAUAUAUCGUGGAGAGGCGACAUUGACUUUUUCCGCUGGGACCGCGUCUUCGGCUUCCACGAGCUCGUCGCCGUGCGCAUCACGGGCUACGCGCUCACCGAGUUGCCGCUGGAGCUUGCCACGUCCCUGCCGCUCCUCGAAUGUCUCUCGCUCAUUGCCAACGCCCUCGAGUCGCUGCCCGAAAAUGCACGUGUUUUGCUUAUUGGGCUUCUGGUGCACCUCACCGACAUUGACGUGACCAAGAACCAGCUCCGGCGUCUCCCAGAUUCGAUUUGCGACCUCGACCGCCUCACGUCACUCAACCUGAGCAACAACCAGCUCCAAGAGCUCCCGGCCAACUUUGGCCGCCUCGUCCGGCUGCAAAAGGUGUGGGCCGAGAAGAACCAGCUGACAUCGACGCCGGUGACGUUUGGCCAACUCCGGAGCACCGUCGUGAACCUUAGCUGCAACGCCUUUGUACACUGGGAUCUGGCGCUGCCUGAGUUCAACAACCUGACGACGCUCUCGAUCAACUUUAACCACCUCAAGGGGCUUCCCGCGACGAUCUGCGGCCUGCCGUCUCUUACUUCGCUCUCGGCAGCGAACAACGCCAUCACGUUACUACCCGACGCCUUUGGGCUCCUCCCAAAGCUGCGCUGUUUACGCCUCGACUGGAAUCACAUCCGGGAGCUGCCGUUUUCAUUCCGGCAUCUGAGCUCGCUUCAGGAGAUUCACAUGGAGCACAACCCGAUGGUGUCGCCGCCGCUCGACGUCAUAUACGAAGGGCCAUCUGCCGUUGUUGCGUUUGUCCUCAAGCAGUACCUGGCGUGGCUUCGCAUGGAGCGCCGACAGAUCGUCGAGCAACUCGCGGCCGCCUUGAGCUACGUCGAGGCACACAAAGAGCAGAACCAGUGGACCGACUUUGCUGCGUACAUCGAGCCAGGUGUCCAUAGGACGUUUCAAGGCACGAAGCUCGAGUUCUUUGCCGUCGUCCUACCGGCCUUUGCGAGCGACAUUUUACCGGCUCUUCGCCCCCUCAUGGACGCGCAGCACCACCCCGAGGUGCCCAAAGCUUUCUUCGAGCGCAGCCUCGAUGACAUCAUCGACGCGCUCACCUACUACGACGACGAGUACAGCACCGCGGGCCUCGUUAACGAGACGGCGCGCUUCCGCAAAUGCAUGUGCGCCGACGCGGCGACGGGUGUCCGCACGCCGUGCGCUCUGCUCUCGCUCGGGUACGCGUGCGAGCGCAACGCGUGCCUCGUGCGCGUCAAGAUGGUGACGACCGAGGAGUACAAGGAAAUGCAGGGCGACACGUACCUCAAUUCUCGGCGCGAGCGCCUCAGCAACGCCAUGAAGCGCAAAUGCGUCGCCUUUAUCAACUCAGAAGAAGGCAUUGUAUUUUUCGAAAAGACGGCCGAAGAGCAGGGAAAGCAGUGGAUGGCGAACCUGGCGCGCGCGAUCGCAGAUGCCAAAGCCAAUGUCAAAGCCGAGAAGAACCGCGUCCAGGCGCGCAAGAAGACCGCCGCCAAACUCCAAACGGUCACCAAGAAAACUCAAAAACACCACGCGACGCUUCGCAAGUCGAUUGCCAAGUGGGAGGCAGACCUCGCGACGCUGGCCGAUGCAACCAAGCGCACGCUGAAGCGCGACCAGCUCGCCAAGCUCAAGGACCGUCAAAAGGAGCUCGAAGGCCGCCUUGAGAAAGCUCGAAAAGAACUCCACCAAGAGGACCCAACGGCGCGCAAGCUCCAAGCGAAGCUGCGGCAGUUAGAGGACCCGUCCGCCCACGUCGACGAGGACGGCGAUGAGCAGGACGGCUCGCGUGGUGACGACAGCGAUGACGUCAGUGGCGAAGACGAGGACGAGGACGACGAUGACGACGAUGACAGUGAUGACAGUGAUGACAGUGAUGACAGUGAUGACAGUGAUGACGACGACGACGACGCAACGUCAGAGGACGAGAGUGACAGCGAGAGUGAACAAGGCGAGACAAAAAGUGUCUUUGAUGCGCUGGGCGAGAUCCCCGGCCUCGAACCCUGUGUCGACUGGAUCCAAGACGCCACCGACAAAGUCAACGCCAUCAUGGCUGCCCGACCGCCCAAGGACAAGCCGUACCUCGAAGACGUCAUCGCGCUCUUCCACGAAGAGCUGCGCCACACUUAUGUCCGCGAAAAAACGACCCGCGUCCGCAACAAGGUCACGACCGAGUUUUUUCAAAUGAAAUACGUGCUCCGGCGCUGGAUGGGCCACGGCCACCGCGUGCUCUUUGUCGCGUGGCGCGACUACGUGCGCAGUGUGAUACUAACGCGCGACAAGACGUCGCAAAAGCAAGCGAAGGACGAAGCGCUCGCGGUGCAAAACCAACUCGCACAAGUCGCCCUCGGGCGCCUCGAGGCCGCCAAGUGGGAGCGCAAGAUGAACUACUACACGGACGAGUAUUACUACCAGCACACGAUCACGGGCGAGCAAACGGCGCUGCCGCCACCGUUCUGGGACGACGUCCAGCAGAGUACAGCGCGGCGGGCUUCCUCCUUCCUGCCGCCGCUCGUGGCGAGUUCACCGCCCUCCUGAUGGACUUGGUCGUUCGAAACGUCCGUAUCUUGGCAACUUUUGUCAUCCAAUUCUCGACCAAAAUGCCUCGCCCGAUCUAAUGACAUGGCGCGUUCUCACCUCC
Saprolegnia diclina VS20 is the source of this 2818-nucleotide messenger RNA. RefSeq lists its product as hypothetical. Gene Ontology annotation, molecular function: protein binding. NCBI's taxonomy places the organism in Eukaryota, Oomycota, Saprolegniomycetes, Saprolegniales, Saprolegniaceae. The transcript is spliced from 15 exons. The record is from RefSeq and is a predicted model, not a curated record. Bases 1 to 2715 code for a protein of 904 amino acids.